Molecule: messenger RNA, 1245 nt
Organism: Ectocarpus sp. CCAP 1310/34
Lineage: Eukaryota; Phaeophyceae; Ectocarpales; Ectocarpaceae
Source: the annotation of a GenBank genome assembly
AGCAGCAGCAGCAGUAGGAGUACCAGCAAGCAUGGUGCAGAGGCGAAAAACCCGCAGGAGAAAAGCGAACUAAAACAGGUUCAUCCCACACCUGCUGGCUGAGGUCUGCUGGAGCUGGUCUGCUGCUACAGCAGCUGAAAGAGGUAGUCUGCGAGAGUGGAACUCCCUCCCCGUGUUUUUUCUGCGGAGGGAUUCAGCUCUCUGGUGUCCCCGGCUCGCGGGCGGCCACCGUUUCGCGCGGGCUAUUCGCCCUUUCGAGCCCUCAUUUUCAGUGCAGAUUUCAACGAAAAAAAUUGUGCGACAGGAAGAGGAGCAGCACUCUGACCGACACUCAUACACCAUGCCCCGGGCCGAAAGGGCGCCGGGGUUUCUCCCUCACGGCAAGGGUGGGCGGGGGUUGAGGUACUCUAGACUAUGUGGUCUGAGAGAACGGGACUUACCCGGAAUGAUGUUGCGCCAGAGGAUGACGUGCAUGACGCCUACGACAGAGUUAUCCACUCAGUCAAGGGCAUGCCUCCAGCGGCCGUCGCGAGAGCAGCAGCGGCGACAACCACCACAGCAGACCCAGAACCACACGAUUCCCCGUUGAUUCGCCGGGCAGCGGUCGCUCUGGCAGGGAUGGGCGUGAGAGGACGGAUGUUUGCGGCAACGAGGCCACGAUCGACGUUCCACUCGCAGGUGGAGACCCCUCCGCUGUCGGUUUCAACGUCGUCGUCGACUGCGACGAGCUCUGGCAUCGUUUGGGGUGAGGUCUUCGACAACGCCCACAGCACCGACUUUGCUGCAUCUGCCCGACUUCGUACUAUCGUGGGGUCACCUCAAGACGAAGAGGAACAGCGCCGACAAAGGCCCAAAAAGCUGCCGAUGCCAGCAGCAGCAGUAGCAGUGGCAACGCCGGGAAACCGUCCACGCAGCUGCAAGUUUCUCCGCCACCUCCACCUCCAUGUGGCGACCAGCAUGACCUACCCACAGCAGCAUCAUCAGCAGCUGCACCAAUCCCAACAGCACGGAGCUGACAUGUACCUCCCGUUCGUGGCGGGUCUGGACGAGCUCACGCCACCGGGCGGGCUAUGCGAGCUGCUCGAAUCCCGUCAAAAAUUCCCUGAGCCUCCGUUAUCAGCAAGGGCUAAGGCCAGUCCGAUGGGGUCUGCGAGCCGGUCCCCGCCUUUUGCUGAGGCUUCGCCGGCAUGCACAUCGGUGUCGUCCUGUGAAUCAGCGCCUGGGCCAACAACACACUUCUUUUAG